Messenger RNA from Annulohypoxylon truncatum, 3782 nucleotides. Its product is annotated as P-loop containing nucleoside triphosphate hydrolase protein. Bases 705 to 3323 code for a protein of 872 amino acids. The record is from RefSeq and is a predicted model, not a curated record. The transcript is spliced from 3 exons. Lineage: Eukaryota; Fungi; Ascomycota; Sordariomycetes; Xylariales; Hypoxylaceae. Gene Ontology annotation, cellular component: membrane; cytoplasm; microtubule. Gene Ontology annotation, molecular function: GTPase activity; GTP binding; microtubule binding.
AUUCAUUCCAACAUCUUUCCUACGCCUUUGCUAAACGCUGAACCAAGUUUGUUAUUCCCUACCGGCGGGUAGAAUAUGUAGGGUGGUAGCAUUGAGAAGACGAGGGUAUGGAGUGCUGUCCAAUGGGAAGUGAGGAAAAAAGGUCGAAACGUAGCCCUUUAGGUUAGUAUUUCUCGGGCUGACCAACAACUUUUUGCACUGAGAUGCGGCCCGAGGGUCGCCUGCCCGGGAACCAAAAAAGGGGCCUCCGAGGGCUGAAGAUAGAGGAAAUUUCCAGAUUCGGAACUAACUCAAUCAAAUCUGAAACGAUGUCUUGCAAAUAAGCCACCGGUCAAGGCUGAGUAUCUCGACUAUGCUUUCCCCGGUUGCUCUGAGUUUCAUUUCCUUAACUUACCAGGUAGGUAGGUACCUACUAAACUACCGUACCGGUACCAAUCAUAGGUACAUAUCCAUGGAUGUACCUUAGGUACUACAUAGAUAUAGUUUAGGUAAAUACCUAUCACGGGGUUGUACCUACCCAAUAGCUACCUACCUAUAAAUUCUCUCAAGGUGCCCCGUGGCCCCAAUCGAUGACUCAACCCUCUACCUAUUUGAUGGACGAUUAAUCUUCUUAUCUACUCUUAUCACUUCAAAGUUGAUGUAUUUUCCCUACUAAUCUACUCGAACACUUCCAUUAAUCUUACGGCAUUCAUCCUUGGACCACCAUGGAGUCUAUUUCCUUAGACUCACUAGCUCUAGAACAGCUUCAUGGAGAGCAAAAAGCCCUCCUAGAUGCUAUCGAUGAUCUACGCCGACACGGUGUCGGUCGGUUCGUCGAUCUGCCCCAAAUCAUUGUCGUUGGGGACCAAAGCUCCGGGAAAAGUUCCGUGCUCGAAGCCAUCUCAAGAGUACGGUUUCCUGUCGACGAUGGACUCUGCACAAGAUUUGCCACAGAGCUCGUUCUGCGCACCAGCAACCAAACCAAAGUCGAUGUGCGAAUCUUGCCUUGUUUAUUUUCCAAGAACGGGGAACAUCCCUUUGACGAGAGAUCCUUCAACAAGGAAGAGCUACCUCGUAUAAUCAAUGAAGCUAAGAGAAUAUUGCUCAAAGGAGAUGCUGGCUUUUCGGAAGAUGUUCUAAGAAUCGAGGUAUGCAGCCCCGAUGUACCACACCUCACCAUGGUCGACCUCCCAGGUUUCUAUCACUCCGAAGAUGAGAAUCAAUCGGCCGCUGGCCGAGAGAUUGUGGAGCGCUUGGUGGAACGUUAUAUGGCUCGCAAGAACAGUAUUAUCCUGGCUAUCAUCUCCGCCCGCAAUCAGGUCAUAUUGCAGAAGGUUCUGUCCAAAGUCAAGCAGCACGACAAGCAUAAACGGCGAACCCUCGGUAUCAUCACAAAGCCGGAUAUCCUUACAGCUGGUUCCCAAGACGAAACAAAUUUUGUUAGGCUUGCUAAAAACCUAGACAAAUCUCACGAAUUAUCUCUGGGGUGGCAUGUCCUUCGCAACCGAGGCGAAAAAGAUGUUUUGGACACUGAUGAUGAGCGAGAUGAUAAAGAGCGAAAGUUCUUCGAAUCAAGCAUUUGGUCUAGCGUACCUUCAAAGAACCGCGGAGUAGAAUCUCUCCGUAAGAAGCUCAGCGGUAUCCUCUUAAGCCACAUCAAGGAAAACCUCCCAGGUCUAAUCUGGAGUAUUGAGGAACAGGCCAAUGGCCACAUGGCUCGGCUCAAGCGCCUCGGGGAGCCAAGGUCGACCCAAAAAGAAUUACGAACGCAUCUCGACAGAAUUGCCUCCCAGUUCCAUAUCCUGUGUCUACAGGCCGUGGAGGGAAACUACGCCGAUCGUUUUUUUGGCGGCUUGUAUCCCAAAAAUGAAGGGACUGCUACGAUCAGCGACAGUAGGGUUAGAAAGAUUCGUGCACUUGUUCGAGACCUCAAUCGAGCAUUCGCCUACGUCCUAGAAACAAAAGGUUCUAGACGCAUUAUCCUUCCCAAGGAACCAACAGGUGCAAUGGACAACCAGCAGGUUUCCGAGAGUAUCAAUGGCACGGAUGGAAUUGGGAAAGCUAGUCUAAAUCCUACUUUGCCUACAUUCCUUCGCCCCCUGACCACUCAUUACAACUUUAAGGUCCCGGAAAAGGUCACUUUCAGACGUAUCGCGUCAGAUUUGGAAUCAUUGUCAUCGGCAAACCAGGGUAACGAGUUUCCUGGGACUUCGAACGAUCGCUUAGCUGUGAAGCUAUUCCAAGAUCAGUCGCGGCCGUGGAAAGCAAUUGCACGCUGCCAUAUCCGACUCAUGCUUCACACUACUAAAGAAUUCGUCGAGAAGCUUAUGGACCACAUCGUAAAUCCAGACGAAAGAACUUUCUCUGCAAUUCUCUCUAAUAUAGUGGACCCUUUUUUUGACAAGAAGUCCGAGGUUCUCGAAUCGAAGUUGCAGGAACUUCUUUACCAUUAUAGAAGCGGUUAUCCACAGCCUCUGGAUAGUGAAUUCCGAAUGAUGCUUGCACUGAGAUACGAGAAGAACCACAGAGAAGACAUGAUCCAGGACCUACUCGCAAAUCAACCUGAAUUAUUCACGAAGGACGCACACGCGAAGCUCAAAACAAUUUCAACGCCCAAACCUGCAAGCGAGUUUGGGGUGGAUGGCCUAAUUGACAAGUCCGAGACUUAUUACCAGAUGUCACUUCGGACAUUCACAGAUAACAUGAUCGUUCUAGCCAUCGAGAACUGUCUUAUUAGAGACCUGCCGUCAAUAUUUACCUCGGAGAAAGUUAAUCAAAUGGAGGAUAACGAACUCGAACGACUCGCGUCCGAAUCGCCUGAGAUCAAGCUUGAACGAAAGGAGCUACAGGAGGAAUACGACGCUCUCAUGAAAGGGCUGCAGAUCUGCAAUAAAUUCAGAGAGCGCAAGGCUACAGAGCCUAUUUCAAUAAGGGUAGACACACCUCCAGAAACCCAAGAACAGGAUAAACUAUUUAGUUUCCUCAACUCAGGUCGUCAGGCCACCUCUAAACCAUCUCAGACAGGAGCCUCUCUGUUCUCGUUCAAUGACUCUGUAUCAUCAACUCCCUCCACGAACCUCUUUCGGUCGACUUCUCCAGAAACGAGCAAGGCGCCAGCCUCGAACCUAUUUAGCUUUGGAAAAAAACCAGCUUCAGAAAGUAGCUCGGCAUUCGGUGGUUUUGCCGGACCAGUAGGGCAAACAGUUUCGCUGUUCGGAUCCAGUACGUCUCCGCUCAGCAGUCAAAAAGUGACAUUUCCUCAGUCACAGCCAGGUAAAUGUAAGUCUUCAAGAUUUUCAGCAAUACUAUGCUACUAUAAACAGUUAACAAUGCCUAAUAAUUAGGAUUAGACUUCAGCCCCUUGCCGCACCAAUUCGGCCCUACAGUUAAGCCUCUUCACCAGAGCGAAAACCCGCAAUCUUCACACUACGAACUUUUUCGACAUAUAUGUUGUCAGAAGCCGUAUACAGGCUACUCACCUGAAGAGCUGAGGGUGCUAGCGUCGACUCCGCUGUUUGGAUAAAUUGUACGAUCGAAGGAAUGAAUAAGGCAGAUGAAUGUUUCUAGGGCAAGAGUUAAUUUCAAUACAAUUCGGCCCUUUGUCAGGAGUCUCUUCUAUGUCUCGAAACAACUGCAUUAUGUUGUCUUUUUCCUUGUGUUGAAUGAUGCCACUAUUCUCGUGUAACCUAGUUGUACAGAAAUUGAUUGGAUGGGCCAUGAAGCGCCGAUUGAAGUUGGUUUAUGUAAUUGUCUGAUUUCAUAAUUCUUAUGCCGCGUAGACAAUCCUGUAGAUCUUUCUAUUG